CAUAUACAGUAUUUCAUAUCUGCAUAAAUAUGCAAGAGGUAUCUUACCUAAGCAAAGGUCAGAAGACUUCUGAGAUUAUUUGACCUGUGAUGGAACGACUCUUCUGGGAAACUGCUGGAGUACUUCAGCCACAGGCACCCAGCAUCUCUGCCCCCACUGAUAUGUGCCAAAGUCCAAAAUGAACCACACUUGGACAUACAACUUGAGCUUUGAUGCACCUGCAGAUCCUGUUGAGCCAAGGGCUGGACUCACGAGAAGUGGGCACACAGUAGUGGCUGUUUUUCUUGGAUUUAUCUUGGUUUUUGGUUUCUUGAAUAACUUAAUUGUCCUCAUCCUCUUCUGCAAAUUUAAACCCCUUCGUAACCCGGUCAACAUGCUCCUCCUGAACAUCAGUAUCAGUGACAUGUUAGUGUGCAUCUCAGGCACUACCCUCAGUUUUGCAUCUAACAUCCGUGGCAAGUGGAUCGGAGGGGAGCAUGCUUGUAGGUGGUAUGGCUUUGUCAAUUCCUGCUUUGGCAUCGUGUCCCUGAUCUCCCUGGCCGUCCUGUCCUAUGAGCGCUACAGCACUCUCACCCUGUGCAGCAAGCGCAGCGAUGACUACCGGAAGGCGUUACUGGCAGUUGGAGGUUCAUGGAUUUACUCCCUGAUCUGGACUGUGCCACCUCUGAUCGGUUGGAGCAGUUACGGGGUAGAAGGUGCAGGUACAAGCUGUUCAGUACGCUGGUCCUCAGAGUCAGCUGAGUCCACAUCCUAUAUCAUCUGUCUCUUCAUAUUCUGCUUGGUCAUCCCUGUGAUGGUCAUGAUGUACUGCUACGGUCGCCUCCUUUAUGCAGUUAAACAGGUUGGAAAAAUCCACAAGAAUGCUGCCCGCAAAAGAGAAUACCAUGUACUGUUCAUGGUGAUCACUACAGUUAUUUGUUAUCUUGUGUGCUGGAUUCCCUAUGGAGUUAUAGCACUACUGGCAACAUUUGGUAAGCCAGGUAUUGUGACUCCAGUUACAAGCAUCGUACCUUCCAUCCUAGCAAAAAGCAGCACUGUUUGCAAUCCCAUUAUCUACAUACUUAUGAAUAAGCAGUUUUACAAAUGCUUUCGUCAGCUGUUCCACUGCCAACCUCCUUCCUCCACUAAUGGAGAGCCCACCUGCCACUCCAAGGUAACUGUUAUCCAGCUGAAUCAAAGGAUAGAUGGUGGAAAUGUGUGCAAUAAUGAACCGCAUCCAGAAAGAGACAGUAAAUUGACUUCUCCCCUGAGCCCAGAGCCAAGCCUGGAGCCAAUUUCAAAAGUUGUACCACCACAGUCUUAGGAAAAUUGGCUCUGAUGGAAAGUACAAGCCUUAACCAAAACGUGUUUGUUUUCACUGUCACAUCACCAAGUUUACUUUAAAAGUAAUAAAGGAAGUUCCUAUUUGUGGGAUUGGAAAACUAUCAAGAACAAAAAUUGUGACUCUUUCCUAAUCUCCUUAAUAACAGCAAAGAUAGCCACAAAACUGCCAGAUAUGGUUCCAUAAUGACAAAAUUUUAAGCAGUAUCGACUUUCCUGUAAAUUAAUUAAAGGAGGACUUACAAGUGGUAGAGUUUUAGUUUUUAGUGAUCUUUGGUUCAGUGUCCUCUAGAAUCAAUCUAAAAGGCACGCUGGGCUAUGCAGUUUAGUUCCUUACCCUUCCUGCCUUUUUCCAUUUAAUCCAUGUCUUGGGAUUUCAGAUUAUGUUACUCAUAAAUAACUGUAACUUCUGACAGUCCACUCACAUUUUCGCUCACGUUGGACAGUGAUGUUUGGCAGGAGGAAAGACAGUGACUUGACAAGCUAGUUUCUGAGUGGUAACAGCUAACUUAUAGCACAUUCUUCUGUUGAAGUCUAGGGUCAGCAAACUGAAAGAUGAGCUAUGACAACAUGUAGAGAUAACCACAUACAGAAUGUGUCCCUGUGCUGGAGGCUUAUCUGUCCUGGUGGAAACAGGAACACUCCUGAUACUUCCAGACCUCAUGCACACAUCAAAUGCUCAAACCCUACUCUGGGGAAAAAUGGUGGUCAGUGCCAGACACUUCCUCCUUUAGCCCCUCUGACACCAAUGACCUUCAGCCAAGGAGCCCAGAAGUGUGAUAC
Messenger RNA from Empidonax traillii (willow flycatcher), 2103 nucleotides. RefSeq names its product pinopsin-like. Gene Ontology annotation, cellular component: membrane; photoreceptor outer segment. NCBI's taxonomy places the organism in Eukaryota, Metazoa, Chordata, Aves, Passeriformes, Tyrannidae. Bases 179 to 1303 code for a protein of 374 amino acids. Gene Ontology annotation, biological process: G protein-coupled receptor signaling pathway; visual perception. The record is from RefSeq and is a predicted model, not a curated record. The transcript is spliced from 4 exons. Gene Ontology annotation, molecular function: G protein-coupled receptor activity.